GGAGUCGCGGUCUGUCAGAGUCCACAGUCCUAACUCGGCCUCAGGCUGCGAUAGAUCGUAUCACACCGCGCCGCGGCCUCGAGUACCGCCGCGAAAUCAGCCCAGUCUCGCGCGCGCGCGCGCGACCGACAGCACUGGCCCCGCGUGUGUGAUCGCGCGGGGGAGGCCCUUUUCCGCGGCUCGACCCUGCUCGAUCGAGUUUAAGCCGUCGCGAGUGACCGAACGACCUGCGAGCAGCACAGUAGCGCGACUAAUCGCUCGCCGAUCCGCGGCCGAUCGUCGAUCCUCUUCGCACCUCGCCGCUCCUCACGCUUCCUGCGGAAAGAUCAUUUUUUCUUCCCACCUUUCGUCCCGCUUUUUCUGCUCUUCCGAGCCGCGAGGGCGGCUCACCGCGAUCGCAUUCCUAGGAGAACGGAAUACACUGGGGAUACUGUUACGGGAGAUGCCAUCGAGGGCGCGGUGCUGCUGAGGCCACGUCUGAGCAAACGAGUCGUAAAUCAGAUUGAAAGAUGCGCGCGGCACCGCCCUUGCUGUCGUUCCUCCUGAUCCUCCUGCAGCAGUCGGGAUGGAGCCACGGACUCUGCAAGCUGGAGAACAGCACGGUGGCGUCGUGCCACCAGCUAAAAGACGUCAGGUACAUCGACACGGACGACUUGGAGUUCCUCAAGGCCCCGGUCGCGCAGGAUGUCUUGACGCCAGGCCUCUUCAGCAAGCUGGACAACCUCAGGCAUCUGGACUUGUCCGGCGGCGAGCUACGUAAAAUUGAACGCGGCUGCUUCCAGAACCUGAGCAGCCUGAGGAGCCUGAAUCUCGGCGACAAUCGCAUCGAGUACCUGGAACUGGCGUCCUUGGAGGGCCUGACCGAGCUGCGGAGCCUGAACCUGCGGAGGAACGCCAUCCGGCAGCUGCCACCUGCGCUGAUGCGCCUCAAGAACCUCAGGCACCUGGACAUUCACGGUAACCCGCUCGAGUGCAACUGCGCCACCCUCAAGGUCCGCGACCUCGUCGCGCACAGAGGCGUGACCAUGUCGAAGAAGGUCGUGUGCGCGGGCCCUAGCAAUAUGAAGGGCACCUCGCUGAUGAAGCCGAGCGCCACGAUCAUCUGCAGCCUGGAGAAGCAGGACCGGGAGAUGCAAAACGAUCAGCCGGAGGGUUCCGGCAUGGACGCAGGAUCCGGGGAUGCUUCGGACGCAUGGGACGAGUUCGCCGAAGAGGAGGAGACGGAGGGCACGAGGGGAAUAAAGAUGGGAACGGAAGAGGGGGAGGAGGAGGAGGAGGAGGAGGAGGACAACGACGAUGACGAGUACGUGGAGGUCCACAACGGUUCGUCAGAGAAGCCGAAAGAGGCGGAGGCGGAGACACCCAUCCCGGCGGUGUCCUCGGACUUUACCACGAGGUCCUCCGUGCUCCUCGAGCUCGCCACGAAAGAGUCGACCGAGGCCUCGGAGGAGGCCACCGGCACGACGACGAGCUCUCUGCUGCCUACCGCCGACGACGAUGAAAUCUUCUUCGACAGCGAAGAGAGGAAGGAACAGUCGGCCACGACCGAGAUGUCGCGGAAGGUGAUCAAGGACUCUUUAUUCUACCCGGCGUCCGGCGAUGGUUACGACGCCUCUGGCGAAGGAUCCGGAGCCGGCUACGACGAGGAGAGGACCAAUCCUGCCGAAGGCGACAGUAACGAGGGCUCGUUUCUUUGGAACGUCGUCACCGGUAUCGCCGGUUUCCUCGGCGCUACUGCGGCACCGCCGGAGACCAAGGAACCGAAUCUCGAAGAAGAGCAGUUCUUAGAUGUGUCUACGAAACUCGCCACCGAGGAACCGGUUGUAUCGAUCACGAGCCACGUAGUCGGCGCCGACCUCGACAAGGUCACCGGCGACGCGACGAGAAAGGCCACGUCAGCCUCGAUCGCCGACGGCGUGGAGGUGAUGAGGUCCGCGGGCGACGGCUCGAAAUCCGGCAAUGUCAAGGCCGAGGUGGACAGCCUGAACGACGAGCUGGCUGAGGUAUCCACCUCCAAGCAGUCUAAGAAAGGAAUGGGCUCGUACGUCGUCCUGGCGGUGCUGCUCGCCGUGUUGGCGGCGCUGAUCGGCUUCGCCGCGUACAAGGGCGACUUCUGCCGAAAGAAACGGAAGCGAGACGACGUGGAGAACGGCACCGAGCUGAAGGACAUGCAAAAGUCCCUCCUACCGGACACCGGCAACGCCGUCCAGCCGAAGAUCGCCUCGAACGGGAACGCUGAGAGCGUUCCUCUCGUGGAGGGCGCUCCCGACGAGGACGCGAGGCCCGACAAGAUUCGCAGCGACGACCAGAAGACCCAGGAGACACCGCGAUCUCUCAACGGCACCACCGUCGACCACCCGGACCCCGUGAAGCCACCCAGGAAGCAGAUCACCCCCCAAGAAGAGCAGGCAGUUGAGGACAGACCCCGUGUGGACGUGAACUCCUUGAAGGAGAACUUCCUGGCGGAUCGGCCGAGCCCCGUGCAGCCCUCCCCGUCGUCGACGGCGACGAACAACGGGCCGGCGACGCUUGACUCGCAGCCCAACGGACCCCCACUGAGCCCUGGGGCCCAAAGAGUGAGGAUCACCCUGCAGGAGAUCCCCGACAGUGUGCCAAAGACGCCCAUACUCAUCACGCGAACGAUGGCCGGUGAAAAUCUAGUCAAGACGCCGUGAAGACGCAGUGUCCUGAGGAGACAGAGAGAUGGGAGGGGGGAGGGAGAGAGAGAGAGAGAGAGAGAGAGAGAGGAGAGAGAGAGAGAGAGGGUGAGGGAGAAGGAGAGGAACAGAGUCUACACGAGAUAACGAAUGUCACAUCGAUCGACCGACGUGUUCGUACGCCGAGCGACAAAGGAGAGACAAGGAGAGACGUACGUAGUGCGAGAAGCGAGGGCGAGGUUCUCGGUCGACGAACCACAUACCCCGGACGUGAUUUAUAACGCCGUUGUUCCUAGGCUCGAUAUGCAGAGGAAGAGAGAGGGGAGCGGGGCAGAGGGAGAGCGUCCUCGCGCGAUGGACUUUCGUAAUAAGAAAGAUCACCGGGAUGAUCGGUGGCCCCCGCGACAGCGGCGAUAAAAGGACACUGCCGUGUGCUCGGCAGGAAGCUGAGGGUGUGCGACAGGCGGCUUGUACGGAUGUAACUUCAGGCAGCUUCGUUGAACAAUCGGACAAUAGCACGAAAUACGUGCUAUAUGUAUAUAUAUAUAUAUAUAUAUAUAUACUUGAUGAGAGAAUCUUGCGUCUUGCAGACCGCCCCUAAUGUCGCGUCGUCGCCGCUCGGCCGAUCACCUCGCGGUGAUCCAAACACUUGGACAAAUACUCGACGCUACGAACCAUCUACACAAAUCGCAUUCAAAUUCCCAGGUUGUGUUCGAUCAAACGCUUCAUUCUCAUUCUCGUGGGCACUUCCUCGACACCUCGCGACAUUUCCUCGAGGCUCGAGACUCGUUCUAUAUUACCCCUCUUCUUCGUUCGAUCGGUGAAACACGCGACGCGUCCUGGGGCCACUCUCUGCAUUCACGCGGCGACGUAGGGACUCUUGGGUCCCUUGUGGAGGGACGCAAUUCGAGGAUCACGCUGGUGCACUAGUCAGCCUUCCUAAAGGAUCUCGCGCGUCCUGCGAGAAGAACCCGCGCGUUAUCCGCCGCGGCGAGGUCGCGGGGGCGGGGAGGAGGGGAGGGGGACCGGGGGGGACCCCCGCAAGGAGCGGAGUCUCAGCCGGAACGAGUGAAAAGCGACGCUGGAGAUCGCGGCAGUAGCGAAGUGCUGCAGGAGAGCGGACGUUUCACGCUCCGAGAGAGUCUGAGCCCGUAUGAGCGAGUGCGUUUCAGUCGAUUAACGCGAACGCGUGAGUUUCUGUGUCGCGGAGCGCGUCGGACUCACUCUCGAAUUUCGAGCGGAGAAGUCGCUCCGCGCGGCGGCUGAGAGGAAUCCCUCGGAUUCGGAGAGGCCGCCGCCGCCGCCGAGUGAAAUUCCGCUCCGGGAGAUUUCGCGACCGGGUGGAUCGCGAUCGCGAGGCGAGGAUCACGGUGACGUUCGCAGCCAGCCGACGCCAGGCGUGUCAGUGAGUCGAGGGAGCAUUCCGUAUUCUGCCAUAUUUUUUCUACGAAGCGUCGGCGGCGCUCCGCGCCGAGGGCGGCCUGCCAAGGACGAGGCCGGUGCCGUCGUCUUCUUCUCCGAUCGGAGAUCCGCGUGCGCGGAUUGUUUGCCAGCGCGACAGCGCGUACCUCUCUCGUAGUUUUAACGCCGCAUUUUAAGUACGCGCGAUUAGACGCGAGGAGAUUUGCAAUUCAAACGAGACGACGAGCCUACCAAUUAUGAAUAAUGGCCUUUGGCCUGCGGUGUAGAGUUACGAAGUACGGGAGUGCUCGGUGGACGACUUGACACCGCGCGGUCGGACGUUCCACGGGGCUCCCCGUUAUUCACGUCGCAGAAGGAACGCGCAAAGUAUGUAAUAAUCUGUUAUUGUGUUAUUUCGUAGCGGAUACACGCGAUCCCCCCUGUCCCGAGGCGCGCGUUCCUGCGCGAGCGCGAGCCGCGCGGGGAGGAGAGCGGCUUUCGAAUUUAUUACGGACCGACAUGUUUAUUCGUCGCGCACGCAACGUAGAUUAGUGUCGGAGAUCUGCUCUCCAAAUUUCCCGCGGUCUAGGUCUUGUCGAGAAGCAGCGGAAACAAUGGAACGGCAUUUUCUCGCUCGAUGCGCGACACGGUGGAAAUUCACCGCCGCUCUCUCGAAAUCGCGAAUCUCGCUGAGUGAAUGUCGCUGAACUGUCUCUCAAGAGAAGGUCUCACCUUCUCUUGAGGACCUUCAAACGCCCUGAGAGUCAACGUCCUGGGGCCGUCCAGGCGGCCGUAAACAGGUGGGCUGUAAUUUCGUCGCGCGAGUUUAGAACUCGCGUCCGUCUUUCUCCCGAGAGCCGGAUAAGUAAAAGUCACGGACGAGAUGCUUCCGCAUCGCCGUGUCGCGAGAGUACGCGAGAUUCGCUCCCGAAUUUCGAAGUGAAAGUAUUCUUCGGCCGACGGCGCGGCGGGGCGGAGAAUCCGCGCGAGCCCGAGUGAAAAAUCGCUCGAAUUCGAGCGAGCCGCCGCCGCCGCCGCCGCCGCCGCCGGUCGCUCUACUUUCCGAGUGGGGUUUCACUCCGAGAAAUUUCGAGAGUACGAGAACGAGAUGCUACGCAUGUAUGUGCGGUACGAUGGACACUUCGUGGACAGACGUCGGUCUGAUGAUUCGAGUGGUCGGGACGGGGCCGGGGGGAGCGCGACGACGCAUUUUAUCGGUCACCGGUCGCGAUCGAUUUAUCACUUUACGUACGAUUCUUUAAGCCAAAUGUGUCGGAGAUGCUGUACACGGCGUGUAUGAUUUUAAUUUUAAGGUAGCCCGGUGUUCCCCGCUAGAGAUCGAGCCGUUCCCAACGCUAAGUUUCACGGAGGGAGGCAGGAGCGCGGCGAGGUAAGCGGCUCGGUGAAGAUUGAAAGACUUUAUUUAUAUGUCCAGUCUUUGAUCAAUAAAAGAGAGUGUUAUUUUUUUGUUGA
Molecule: messenger RNA, 5531 nt
Organism: Harpegnathos saltator (Jerdon's jumping ant)
Lineage: Eukaryota; Metazoa; Arthropoda; Insecta; Hymenoptera; Formicidae
Gene: wdp
Product: Leucine rich repeat protein windpipe
Exons: 3
Coding region: 510-2675 (721 amino acids)
Cellular component (GO): plasma membrane
Molecular function (GO): protein binding
Source: RefSeq, a predicted model, not a curated record